AUGUCUACUGAAUGGCAGAAGUUCUUCGUACAUGCCGGCAUUCCUGCUGCUGUUGCUCGAUCAUAUGCAAACUCUUUCAAGCAAAAUAGAAUUGAUAAAACAAUGUUGAAAGAUCUGGAUAAAUCUACGUUGGCCGAAUUAGGAGUUACAGCUAUAGGAGAUCAACUUGCCAUUCUACGUCGGGCCAAGAAUUUAGGGGAUUUGUCAGUCGCUGAUGAUUCUUCAAAAGUUGUUGCUAGUCAAAGAAGCCGUGUUUCAGCUCCCGGAGAACAUUUUCCUGCAGCUAGUAGUUUGAGAAAAGGUCGUCCACCUCCAGACCGUAACGAAAUUUAUCACAUCAAAAUGCCCGAUGGAAAUACCUCGCGGACUAAAAAGAUUCUUGCUAAACACGAACAACUACGUAGACAAGGUUUGGCCAUCAGAGGAACGACAGGCGUCCGUCAGGCAGGUCGAGAUGUAAGUCCUGUUGACAAGACUAGUGUAGCUGCUAGGACUUCCAAAGGGGGAAUCCUGGAUAGACUGGGUGGUGUUCGAGUCGUGGAACGUAGCAAAAAAGUUUUAGGUGGAAGAGUUGAUAAGAGAGGAAGUCCACAAACCAAGUUCUCAGGAGCUAAUAUGCGAGUACGAGUGGCCAGCAGUAAUGACGGUGCUAUAAUAGUGAAAAGAAAUAAUAAUAGGGUCGCUCCGAGUAGUGUAACCGUUAGUGUUAAUGGAAAUCCUAACCGAUUCCGCCGUUCAAAUAUGGGUAGUCGACUUCAAGUGGCAGGUGGAAGUUUUAAUAACAAGCGUAAUAUAAAGAGUAGAAUUGUUUACGAGGAUGAUAAUGUGAUGGAAUAUGCAGAUGAUGGGCUGAUAUAUGAAGAUGAUGAAGAAGGCUUAUAUGAUUACGAAGACGGCGACUAUGUUCAGUACGUUCAGAAACCUUCUAUUUACGAUCGAUUAAGCAAGUAA
This is a messenger RNA of Auanema sp. JU1783, 951 nucleotides long. The record is from the annotation of a GenBank genome assembly. NCBI's taxonomy places the organism in Eukaryota, Metazoa, Nematoda, Chromadorea, Rhabditida, Rhabditidae.